AAAAAUUGCAGUCAUCGUCAUGAUUUUUGCCUACAACAAAUGUCCUUCAUUCAGUCUUUGGACAAAUAUUCGAAUUUAUUAGACCAAUAGGACCAGAAAAUAUAGAUUUUCCUCAAGCUGGAACUAUUAUUAGGAUAAGAAGUACACUUGUAUUUUGGAAGAAAGUUUGUUACCGAUAAUCAAGGACAACAAUCAAGUACUGCUAAAAAUGUGGUUUCAAACGUUGAAGGCACGACAGACGAUCCAGAGGAUCGUCACAAAUAACAGCAAAGGACUGUUCGCCGCCAUAGAAUACUCGGAUAGGAAAACUGAGGUCCAUUCCCUCAAGCGAGAAACUGCACCAUUGACCCUUGAUGAUGGGUGCUGUGUGGGAUUCCUGUGUCAUGAGAAUGAAGGCAUGUCUCUGGUUGCCAUAGGAACGUGCAGCAAGGGGAGGCCCAUGAUUGAGUUCAGGGUUUGGGAUGUGAUGACGUCAUUGGGGUUCACUGCUAAGGAAGUUGUUGUUCAAGAUGUUAACAAGUCGCACCUUAAUGAAGGCAAAUUCAAGGCACUGGUUAACAUUUCAGAUUUUUUGUUAGGCCAAGCAAACCUCAAGUUGGACACUAUUGGUUCAUAUCUUGCGUUAGCCGUUCGUCCAGGAAUAGUUUUGCUAUGGCAUUGCAUAAAAAUGGAUGUCACAAUCUCUUUUGAGCUAGUGACUAUUCUUAAACCAUCUCUGAUGGUGCAAGAGAUUUCCUUGAUUUUCCCAGAAAAGACCUCAAUGCCAUCUAUUGUAGUGGGAGAGGCAGGGGGAGUUCGCAUCUUUACACCCGCAAAGUUUGAACACCCUGAUAGUACACUUCUGAGUGAGUCAGGUGACACAAAGUUUGUGUCAACUUGUCUAAGCUUCCCAUCCAAUGACACCCUCCACGUCCAGGAAAUUCAACAUGUCUCGCUCAACACUGCCAUCCUUUCUGACACUGAUGGCUGCUUAUGGUUUAUGUGCAAGGACAGCAUCAAACAAAUUUGCUUACCAAGCAGUAAAAAUGGCCAUGGCAUCUUUGCAGUAUUCCCAAACUGUUUCCUGGCAACUGUGCAUCAAAACCAGACCAUAAACUUAUAUAGACUCUCAAGUGUUCUGAGUUCUGUAGAGAAUGGGCUAACAUUGCAACCAAAGCAUAUAAUAUUUUCUAACUGCCAGCUCAGUUGUUUGGCAUUUAUUGAGGAGUGCGUUCUUGCAGCCGGAUCCUCAUCUAACAAGACAUUGUCCUUGUGGAUUGGAGUGGAUCAUGUACUACGUGGGAAAGAUUGUUAGGUAAUGCCCAUCUCUAGGAUACAGUAACAGUUACUUCAAUACUACCUUGUUGUCAUCAAAAAAAACAUGCACCUAAGAUAACAGCUCUUUUAAAACAGAUCAUAUCUUAAAAGGCUUAUAAUUUUCAUACUUAAAAAUAAAACGAAAGCCAAAGUCAGAGGGUUGCUUAGUGACAAAAUUUCUAAGACUGCUGCUUGCUCAGGUUCCAACAACAAGUAAAUUAGUGUAAAAUUUCAUUUAUUUCUAAGGUGUGAAGUGAUAAAAUAUACAAGACUUUGAUGACAAUCUGAAUGGCAAAGUAAAGGUGAUAAAAUAUA
This is a messenger RNA of Nematostella vectensis (starlet sea anemone), 1611 nucleotides long. RefSeq lists its product as uncharacterized. Lineage: Eukaryota; Metazoa; Cnidaria; Anthozoa; Actiniaria; Edwardsiidae. The record is from RefSeq and is a predicted model, not a curated record. The transcript has a single exon. Gene Ontology annotation, molecular function: protein binding. The coding region runs from base 209 to 1294 and encodes 361 amino acids.